This is a messenger RNA of Cuscuta epithymum, 1517 nucleotides long. NCBI's taxonomy places the organism in Eukaryota, Viridiplantae, Streptophyta, Magnoliopsida, Solanales, Convolvulaceae. The record is from the annotation of a GenBank genome assembly.
GGAGAUUGUAUUCAACAUGGGGUUCUCCAAGUCAGUUUGGUAGAGGGUCACAAAAUGAUUGUGGUUGCCCAAGUCCAAGAAACAGAAUUUUGGAAGCAGCUAAAACUAGGUAAGGUUCUCUGGAGUUGCAGAGGAUUCUAAAAGAAGGAAAGUUUGGUCUCUGCCAGCAAAUAUUUGAGGUUAUUCUUGGAAGUAUUUUUCAGGUCAUGACAAAUGAAUACGCACACCAUCUCUUCAGAAAGCUUCUCGAAGUUUGCGAUUCGAUCCAACUUAAUAUGAUUUUCUUUAAAUUGGCUUCCCAUGAACGCUUAUUCGUUGAUGUAGCUCUUCAUAAACACGGGUAAUUAGUAAUUACACUCGUGCACAACUUUUUUCGGAAACUCGGCGUUGGUAAUCAUAAAAUGACGUAAUGUGUGUCUUUGACAGUUCAACUGCAGUUCAGGCCUUGAUCAAGAGAUUGAAAAGAUCCGGUUUUGGCCAUAUCAUUACUAACAUUCUCUCCAUGAGGUUUUUUGAACUGAUGACUAGUGCACAAGGCCAAUAUGUUGUUGAACAAUGCUUUAAGAGCUUCAAACCUAAUGAGAAUCAGGUGUUGUAUGACGCUCUAUUAAAUGACGUUAUAGAGCUAGCCACAUCUCAAUACGGAUGCAUAUCCCUCAACACUUGUCUCAAUUGCGUGGGCGGGAUAAAUAGAUCCAUACUUCUUCAUCGAAUUGCAGAACAUUCAGACAUCCUCUCUCACGAUCCUUGGGGGCACUAUGUGAUUCAGCAUGUUCUUACCCUUCAUGAUGACAAUAUCUCGCGCGCCAUAUGCAUUCGUCUCGAGAGGCAUUAUUUACACUUGGCUGAAACCAUGGGCGGCAGCCAUGUCGUGGAGAAUUGCCUAAAAUCAUCAGAGUUUGGGAUGAGAUCUGUUGUUGAGACUCUCUUGGAAAGGGAAUCAAAACUGGUUUACCUUGCAUCCCAUCAGUUUGGUAAUUAUGUUGUCCAGACAGCCUUGAAGGUUACAAAGAAACAUAAUAACACUCUUUACAAGUCUCUUGUCAUGGUUCUCAAGAACCGAAGCUCAGCUCUUUCGCAUGAUAUCAUUGAACGACAUGUAUUCAAUCUGAUCUACCAGUUGGAAGCCAGCAAUUUAGGAAGUUUAUCACCUGAUUGAGAAAGGAAUAUAAAUAUGUAAUUUGUAUCUCUGUGAUCUGUAUGCCCAUGAAGGAGGGCUGUUGUUUACUUUUUGCAACAAAAACUAUCAAGUGACUGUAUGUUUGGUACAGUCUUAUGUGGAGCUUGUAACUCAUUCCAAUGUCUAAUACUCCCUCCGUCACAAAUUGAUGGUCCUAUACUUUUUGGAGUCAAAUAUUAAGAAAAAGUGAUAGAAGGACUCAUACAACCUUACUUUAUUGUAUUGUUCACUCUUUUACUUUUAUUAUUCAUUAAAAAGGAAGGGUAUAAAUGGUAGUCUACUUUAAUUUUAUUACUAAAAAGGGAAAAGUGACUCAUCUUGAAAACUUGCAUCUUGA